CAGGUAAACACAGCCCGGCUUCAAGAUGAUCAAGUCCCUCAGCGUGUCCUCUGAAAACUCGCUGCCUCCGCCGGACAGCGAUGACUUGGACUCGGUGUGUUCCGAUGAGCUGAUGGGCUCCCAGUCCCGCCACUGGCUGGCGGACCUGAUGGCCUCAGACAUGCCCUCAGACAGCGGGGAACUGGGCUCCGUGGGCCGGGACGGUCUCUACGUGGACUACACCUUCCCCGUGGGAGACCUGGAGAUGAAGUCUGGAGUCAGGUGGAAGCGACCGAAGGAACUCUGUAUGUCACCACAGUUCAUAGUGGAUGGAGCUUCAAGACUUGAUAUCUGCCAGGGAAAACUGAGUGACUGCUGGGUGCUCUCCGCUAUAGCAUCUGUGGCUAUACACCCCAACCUGCUCAAGAAGGUUGUGCCUCUCACUCAGAGCUUCGAGAAGGACUACAAUGGCAGCUUCACCUUCAGAUUCUGGCAGUAUGGGGAGUGGGAGGAGGUGCGGGUCGAUGACUUGCUGCCAACGCUAGGCAACAAGCUGGUCUACCUCAGCUCCCCUGAAAGAAACGAGUUUUGGAGCUCUCUGCUGGAGAAAGCCUAUGCCAAACUGAAAGGAGGCUACAGAGCUCUGGAAAUGGGUUACCCUCAUGAAGCCAUGGUGGACAUGACGGGAGGAGUGACUGAGGUUUUUAACCUCCCCUUGGUGUCCGUAAACCUGCCAGAACUCCUGAGAAACCUGCUGGCCAAAGGGGCGCUAAUCAACUGUGCCAACGGAAAGGGUCCUCUGGAACAGAAGAACCAGCUGGGAAUCUUGUUCAAACAUGCUUACUCAAUGACCGCAGUCGAGAGGGUCAAAACAAGCAAUGGGUUUGUAGAUUUGGUGCGAAUCCUGAAUCCAUGGGGCAACACGGAGUGGACGGGACCAUGGAGUGACAUUAACAGCGGAGAAUGGAGGACGGUGAGCCCAGAGGAGCAGAGCCGCCUGAACAGAGUCAGACGGGAGGACGGGGAGUUCUGGAUGUCCGUGUUCGACUUCCAGCUGAACUUUGAUAUGGUGGAGGUGUGUCACCUGACGCAGGCUCUGGGCGAGCCCGACGCUGGCGUGAAGCCGUGGAACUGCGUCAUGCAUCACGGCGAUUGGGUACCAAACAUCUCAGCAGGAGGAUCUCGUAACAGCAACUUGUAUUGGCAGAACCCUCAGUUCCUGUUGGAUCUGACGGAGGUGGACUUUGUACCCGGAAACACUACGAAGACCUGCUCCUUCAUCGUGGCUCUUAUGCAGAAAUAUCAGAGACUCAGACGAAUUCGAGUCCAUCUUUUUCUUCAUAUAUAUCCGGCGCAUCCCAAGACCACCUUCCUGUCAUCUGAAGAUCUGCUUAAAAUCCCUCCAAUCUGCUACAACCACUACGCGUCAGGUCGGGAGGUGAUCAUCCACAGCUCACUCCCUCCGGGUCGUUACAUCAUCAUCCCUUCAACCAGCGAGCCCAAUCAGCAUGGAGAGUUCCUGCUGAGGGUGCUGACAGAGCCCGGUAACUCUGCCACUCCAGCUCAAAAACCAACACCACAUGAUGUCUCCUUGAUCAAAGAGCCUUCUUAUCCUCACCAGGCCGCGCUGCCUUCACUCGUAUCCAUCAGACAGCUCUUUAACAAACACAGCGACAAGAAAGGAUCCUGCAAACCUCUGAACCUCCACCGCCUCCUGUCCGAGGCCGUACAGGGAGGAGUGUUGGCCGGAAGUGAGAGAUACCUUUCUUUGGAGCACUGCAAGAGCCUGGUGGUCCUGAUGGACAGCCAUGGCAUCGCUCGACUGGACUGGGAUGACUUUAAGACUCUGUGGAACAAAAUCAGGAAGUGGACGGACAUCUUCCUGGUCUAUGACACAAAUAAAACUCAUCACCUUGAGUACCGAGAGGUGGAGCCUGCCCUGAAGGCAGCAGGCAUCACGGUGAACGAUCUGUUGUUACAGCUAGUAGGACUGAGAUACACAGAGCCAGACCUGACCAUCAGCUACCCCGGCUUUCUGUACCUGCUCAUGAAGCUGGAGACCAUGAUCCACAAAUUUCAAGCGUACGACAUGAUGGGACAGGAAACCAUAACCAUCAGCUACAGCCAGUGGCUCCACAUGACGAUGUACAACUAGAGCAGACCUGGUCCAGCUGGACGGAUUCACCACAAUCUACUUUGCUUUUUUGCGCCAUGUUAUCGUUUUUAUUGUUUGAGAAUAGUCAAUGUGCUACCCAAACUGCUGGACAAAAGAAUCCAGCUGUAACCAUGGAAACAGGAUCAGGGAUGUGCAUAUCCAGGUUCAAGCAGCAGCUCCAGAUGGGCUGUUUAAUUUGGAUUUCAUGAUUAAGCUCCAUGUUAUUGAAAGCUACAUUUACACUUAGUUCUUUGAUUUCUGCGCUAAUGUUUGAUGUAUGGCAAGAAUAUUUCAAUAAAUACAUUUACUAAAGAUU
Molecule: messenger RNA, 2450 nt
Organism: Cyprinodon variegatus (sheepshead minnow)
Lineage: Eukaryota; Metazoa; Chordata; Actinopteri; Cyprinodontiformes; Cyprinodontidae
Product: calpain-9-like
Exons: 20
Coding region: 26-2134 (702 amino acids)
Biological process (GO): proteolysis
Cellular component (GO): cytoplasm
Molecular function (GO): calcium ion binding; calcium-dependent cysteine-type endopeptidase activity
Source: RefSeq, a predicted model, not a curated record